This is a messenger RNA of Pogoniulus pusillus (Red-fronted tinkerbird), 2625 nucleotides long. It is a transcript of the gene CAV2, whose product is annotated as caveolin 2. Gene Ontology annotation, biological process: caveola assembly; negative regulation of endothelial cell proliferation; insulin receptor signaling pathway. NCBI's taxonomy places the organism in Eukaryota, Metazoa, Chordata, Aves, Piciformes, Lybiidae. Gene Ontology annotation, molecular function: molecular adaptor activity; protein kinase binding. The record is from RefSeq and is a predicted model, not a curated record. Gene Ontology annotation, cellular component: perinuclear region of cytoplasm; Golgi apparatus; caveola. The transcript has 3 exons. Bases 195 to 683 code for a protein of 162 amino acids.
ACCUGGCGGCGGGAACCUGGCGGCGCCCGCGCUGGGGCCCGACCCGGCAGGCUCCCUCCCGCUCCCGCUGCAGCCUGUGGCGCGGCCCGCGGGGCGUGUCCGGGCAGGCCUGCUCCGCCCCAGCCCAGCGGGACCGCGGAUGCCGCGGGAGCGGACGGGGCAGGGCAGGGAGCCGUGGGGCGGCGGGCAGCGCCAUGGGACUGGAGACGGAGAAGGCAGACACUCGUAUCUUCAUGGACGACGACAACUUCCCGCGGAGCGGUGGCCCCGCGCUGCCAGAGGUAGAGAAAUGCAGGGAGGACGAGCUGGACCGCGACCCCAGCGGGAUGAACGCCCACCUGCAGUUGGGAUUCGAGGAUGUGAUCGCGGAGCCCGAGCUGACCCACUCCUUCGACAAAGUCUGGGUCUGCAGCCACGCCCUCUUUGAGCUCAGCAAGUACCUGAUCUAUAAGCUCCUGACUCUGGUUCUUGCCGUACCGCUGGCCAUGGUCGUGGGGAUCCUCUUCGCGGUGCUCAGCUGCCUGCACAUCUGGAUUGUUGUGCCUUUCGUGAAAACCUGUCUCAUGGUCUUGCCUUCAGUCCAAACUAUAUGGAAGAGCCUGACAGAUGUUUUUGUCACACCGUUCUUUCAGAGCCUGGGCCGAUGCUUUGCCAUGAUUAAUAUUCGCCUGGACCAAGAGUAACAUCAGGGAUGCAAAACAGCUGUAACUGUAGCUAGUGUGAUACCUCUUUGCUAACCUAACAUACAAGCACUUACAUUCAUUCCAAACUGUUACACUUCAAUGACUGGUUUAAGUGAGAACAUGAUAUUUUUCUCUAAAACACAUUUCUUUUCAGGGAGAUCAGCUGAAGAAUAAGUAGGCAGUUUUCAUAGUUCGGUAUUUUAACAAAAGAGUGAAUGCAGAGUAUGUUGGCAACACUUUAUUUUAAUGGUACAUCGAUUGUUAGGUUAAAGGAGAAUUCUCAUGGAGGUUUAACAGCCACCACAGUGAUAAUGAUUUGCAUUAUUACUGUAAAUAUUUAAGUAGACUGUGAUGCUUUAGGUGAAACAGACCUGUACAUUGACUUUACUGCAAGGAUCAUUUUUGGCCCUCACUAUACAGAAUGAUCAACUUGAUCCUUUAUUAUCAGCAGCUAAAAUGAACGUGACUCACUGCACAAGUAUACUGGGAACUGUUGUGUAAUUCUCCUACACUGGGGAGGAAUAGCUCCCUCAAAGCUUAUCCCUUAAAAUAAGGUGUUAGCUAAUGAUUUGGUAUAUCAGCUAAUCUGUAUAUUUUAUUUAAUGAGAGAUUAACUUUGCUGUAUAUUUUGUUCCUUUGUAAAUGGCACGUGAUGAUUUUCUUUGAAGGAUUAUUUCUAUAGUAUCUGAAUCUUAACCAGCCUAUUAGACCAUAAGACAAUGCAAAAAUUUCAGUUUCUAAGUUAUCUAGAUUUUUAAGUGUUGUCAUGCAAUUCAUUAUAUAUGGAUGCAUGUAAAAGCAAAGAUUCUAAGCAUUUCAUACAAGACUAUGCAAAAGGGUUGGACAUAUCUGUUUAUGAGAAAUUAUUUUCAUUAAAUAGGGGUGUGGUAAAUGCAAACCUGCCUAUUUCUGUGUAUUAUCUGUGUGAAUAUUGUGAUAUUUAAAACAGACACUAUGCUGGCACUUUAGCAAAGUAGCAAGCUCCUAUAGAAGGCAAGUGAGUUUACCUUGUAUCCUUUUCUUGUCUUCCUUACCUACUGACUUGCUUGUUUACUACUUCAAAGUCUAUCUGCUAAAAAGCCCUUCUUCCUUCUCCACCUAAUAUGGCUUUGCAAAUCAGAAUAACAGAAAGUAUGCAGAGGUACAUUAAAAUUAGAUUGGCCUUCUGAUGGGCUUAUGCUGCUGUUUUUCUUUCAAUACAAAUGAUAAGUUGCAAUUGUAAAAUGUAUAUAUGACUUUUAAACUUUAUAUCAGAGAUUUCUUAUCAAGCAAAAGAUACGUAAUAAAGCAACAAAAGAUAUGUAAUAAAAUAAUACAACAUCAGCUUUUUCAUAUUUUCAACCUCACUUUUCCAAGUUUUUCAACCCUUUAAAAAGCUCUUAAAAUGCCAGAUUGCAUUAGAACACUAUGCAGUUCCUCUAGAAUAUGGGAGAGGGGAAAGAAAUGGAUGAACAUCAAUAUGGUUCUGCUACUAACAACUGCAUCUAAUUUAUUUAUAGUGGAAAAUUACAUAUCUCAGUGCAUAAUUAAGCCCACACAGAAUGAUUGCGUUCUCUGAAGCAGGUCUCUCAAUGCAGAAUUAUGGCUACAUUCAGAAAAACACUUUUUAUGAGUGCAUGCUUUAUUUACUGAUUUUCCUUUUCUUGUUUAUCAGCCUACAGAAGCUAGCUGACACUGUAUAUUCUUUGUAUAUUGAGAACAUCUUUGUAUGUUAAAAGUAUUUUUACUGUUUGUGCCAUUUAGAGGUGGAUUCAUAUGGCUUAUCAAAACUGGAUCUUAAAGAUUAGUGCCCAUGGAAGCUUCUUUGGAACAAAUGAAAAACAAACAAACAAAACAAACCCCAAACUAUCUUGCUGUUCAGAUGUGCUCUUCAAGAUACCUUUCUUAUGUUAAAAGUGGAAUAUCUCUUUUGAAAAUAAAAAUUGAUCAGGCUACGCUUGAA